Messenger RNA from Entrophospora sp. SA101, 571 nucleotides. The record is from the annotation of a GenBank genome assembly. NCBI's taxonomy places the organism in Eukaryota, Fungi, Glomeromycota, Glomeromycetes, Entrophosporales, Entrophosporaceae.
AUGGCAAAAAAAGUUUUGUCAUAUUAUGAUGUUAUACUUUAUGAAGAGGAUGUAAAAUUAUUUGAUGAUUAUAACUGGAUCAAUGAUCAAUGUAUUGAUUUUUAUAUAGAACCAGCAUUAAUUUACCUUAUAUCCAAUGCUGCUGAUACAAAAUAUUUUAAAAAUGUUAUCCCAAAUCAAGUAUUUUCAUCAGAAAUAUUUUUUAUGAUAAUAAAUAACAAUUUAAAUGUAAAUCAACCAAGAGGUGGAACUCAUUGGUCAUUAUUAAUCUAUGUUAAAGGGCUUAAUACAUUUUUUCAUUUUGAUAGUUGUCAUAAUAUGAAUGAAAAGAUUGCUAAAUUUAAUGCACUUAAAUUUUCAGAAAUUAUUAAAAUUCAAGAAUGUGGAAUAUAUGUUUUAUCUUUUAUGGAUGUACUUUAUAAAAGAUUCUUGGAUUAUUCAUCAUUAGACAAAUUAGAUGUUGAGAAAUUACUUGAAAUCAGUCAUCAACUUGAAAUACCAUUGAUGGUACCUAAUAAUAAUACUGAAAAAUUAAAAACUGCAUAUACAAUAUCUGUUGAUUAUAAACAUG